Morus notabilis is the source of this 2348-nucleotide messenger RNA. RefSeq lists its product as uncharacterized. The transcript has a single exon. NCBI's taxonomy places the organism in Eukaryota, Viridiplantae, Streptophyta, Magnoliopsida, Rosales, Moraceae. The record is from RefSeq and is a predicted model, not a curated record. Bases 117 to 2081 code for a protein of 654 amino acids.
CUCUCUCUCUCUCUCUCUUCAUUUUUCCUUCGCUUCAAAGUCUUCCUUGCUUCACCCACACCAUUUCCGUUUCACACAAAACCACCCAAAGCUCACUAACCCACCAAGCUUCAUCAAUGGCGGAACCAAAUUCAGGCCCUUACAGAAAACCCCAUCUCUCGUUUCCACCAGAUCCUCUUCAACAACACGCCAUGAAGAACCCACUCGCUAAGUCCAAGUCCUGCUCGUACUUCCUCUUCAAAGCUCUCUUCUUUUCCAUGUUUCUCGUUCUAGUUCCUCUUUUCCCUUCCCAAGCUCCCGAAUUCAUCAGCCAAUCCAUAAUCACCAAGCUUUGGGAGCUCAUUCACCUUCUCUUCAUCGGCAUUGCCGUCUCCUAUGGCUUGUUUUGCCGACGAAAUGUUGACGAUCAGGUGAGCUUUGACACUACUGCCCAUUCAAAAUUUGAUAAUUUGCAGCAUGAUAUGUCUAGAAUGUUUCAUUUUUCUUCGAUUUCGGAAGAUGUGUAUGAAGGAAAUCUGUGUUUUGAUGCUCAGUUUCACCUGGGUCAGCCUAGAAUUGAUCUUAAUUCUUAUGUUAGUGAAAAUGGUGUUCAAAAUUCAUGUGGGUAUGGUGAGAAAAGUGGUGUUCAAGGUGGAAAUUUGAACCCCAAUAUUUCCAUGAGCGGAAAUGAUUUUGGGAAUUCAUGCGGGUAUGGUGAAAAAAGUGUUGUUCAAGCUUGGAAUGCUCAGUACUUUCAGGGUGAGUCAAUGGUGGUAGUGGCUGAGCCAAAUUGUGGUGUUGGAGAGUUGAAUGAACCUAGAUCAGUAGUUGAUUACAAGCCUUUAGGAUUGCCUGUGAGGAGUUUGAGAUCAAGGAUAAGAAAUGGGGAAACUGUGGAAGUUUUUAGUGGGAAUGAUGAGACUAGUUUUGGUUCUGUGGAUGAGAAGUUUGGUGAUGUUGAGAGUAGGAAUGAGAAUUUUGGUGAUUUGGGUCCUCGGAAUUUGGAGGAGAAGUUUGAUGAAGCUUUUGUUGCAUCGCCUUCUCCAAUUUCAUGGCAUUCGAGAUCUGGUAGGAGGAGGGAAACGAGAGAAAAACUCAGUGCUGUUUAUCGCCCUUCUUUGCAUUUCAGGCCACUCUCGGUUGAUGAAACUCAGUUUGAGUCAAUGAGAACGCCGUCAUUGCGAUCCACAGUGUCUUUCUCGUCUAAUGCCAGUUCCAUGUCUUCCUCACAAGGAGAUGAUUCUCCCUCACAUUCUGUUGCCUCCGAAGUAAUGAGCUCGAAAUUGGAAGAUGAGGGCAAGACAACGAGUUCUCGAGCAUCGUCUUCUGGUUCUUCAGGCUCAACAUCACCACAAAUGAAACCGGAUGUGAGGAAAGCCAAGAGUUACCAAGAAGGAUCUUCUGCUUCAAGUUCACCAUCCCCGCCAAAACCAAUUGAUGACAAAGUCUCGACCGGUGCAUUGCACAUGAGGGGACAUAGUUUUGGUUCUUUAUACGAAAAUGAUCUGAGAGGCGCAAAAGAUUACUUGAAGGAAGUGAGAGAGAGCAGAAGAGAGGAUAUCUUGGAUAGAAAAGAGCCCGGUCCAAGUACUUUGAAUUUGGAAAAGAAACCAAAAUCAACCAGCCUUAGAAAAGCUUCAUUAAGGGGAAAAUCAGUUAGAACUGUUAGAUCUAGUAGACUAACAACCGUAGAGACUAAAAAUCGUGAAGAGAAGCAGGGAAACCGAAUUGAUGAACAUGUUCAAACAACAUUUUCGAGAAACGAAGAGGUUGAUGGUGUGGUAAAUGGGAGCAGUAAGCAGAACUUUGAUACACUUCCUGAGUAUCAGAAGAAAGAGAUGCAAGAGUUUUCUGAGAAUGCUUCCGCAAAGAGUGAAGAACACGCGGAUAAUGAGACCGAGAAGUUUCAGUUAAGCUCGGCCGAAGAUGCUGACGCUGAAUACAUCGGCAAUGCAACACCUGCAGCACCAGAGUACACUAGUGAGGUUGAUAAGAAGGCUGGUGAGUUUAUAGCCAAAUUUAGAGAACAGAUCAGGCUACAAAAAGUGGCUUCAAUGGAAAGAUCAAGAGGUCUACGAUUAAGUGGCAACUAUUUUAGGUGACAUACUGAUAUACAAGUUUAAGAUGGACUAUUAUAGGUGAUUGAUGAUUGAUAUCUACUUUGUCAUCAUCUUCUCCCUUUUAUUGUGUUGUUUUACUUAGCUUAAUUAUUUAUGUGAUUUAUCGUUUCUAUAUUUGAUUGGAAAUUCAAGACAUCGCAACUCUUUGGGAAAGCAUUUGUCAAGUCUUCAAAUUUUUGUGUGGUUACUGUAAAAUGCUUCCACUUAUGUUACCUCACUGUUUUUUAGAUGAUAAUAUGUUUGUUUCAA